Messenger RNA from Tribolium castaneum (red flour beetle), 1664 nucleotides. Its product is annotated as putative inorganic phosphate cotransporter. The transcript is spliced from 7 exons. The coding region runs from base 159 to 1568 and encodes 469 amino acids. Gene Ontology annotation, biological process: transmembrane transport; monoatomic anion transport. Gene Ontology annotation, cellular component: membrane. Gene Ontology annotation, molecular function: transmembrane transporter activity. NCBI's taxonomy places the organism in Eukaryota, Metazoa, Arthropoda, Insecta, Coleoptera, Tenebrionidae. The record is from RefSeq and is a predicted model, not a curated record.
AGGCCACAAGUCGAAAAAUUGUCGCUAAAAAGUGUCAACACACGUAGAAUAAAUAUUAGAGGUCAUGUAGUGGUGCACCAAGCGCUUACAAAAUGAUUUGACCACAGUUUUGAUCGUGCGGUCAAACAUUCGGGUUGGAAAUUGAACCCUUUGGUAACAUGUCGAAGGAAACGCUGGAAAUGGGCGAGCUGGGCAACCAGAAGCCGAAAAAUCAGGUGGAGGCGCCACAUUCUUGCUGCGGAGUUCGCCACAUCCAAGUCUUCCUCAACUUCCUCCUCACUUUCAUCGCCUAUGGGAUUAGAGUCAAUCUCUCGGUGGCAAUUGUGGCAAUGACUACGAAAGCGAGCGAAAAUCCCGACAUUCCAAUUUUCGAUUGGCACAACAAAAGUAUCAUCCUGUCGUCCUUCUUCUGGGGCUAUAUUAUACCCCAAGUGGGGGCUGGGCAACUGGCCAAAAAAUUCGGCCCCAAAUGGUUCCUAGUUGCCACAAUGUUCAUUUGCUCCAUUUUCGGUCUUUUACUACCAAUAAUGGCCGAAACGAUGGGUUCCGAAGGUGUGAUGGCAUCAAGAGCUUUGCAAGGCUUUUGCCAAGGCUUUAUUUUCCCAUCAAUUCAUAAUUUAUUGAGUUAUUGGGUUCCAGUGUCGGAACGGUCACGUCUGGGAACGUUUGUUUACGCUGGGGGACCUUUAGGUACCGUAGUUUCCAUGAUUGUCACAGGAAUUGUGUCAGCUAGUUGGUACGGCUGGCCUUUAAUUUUUUACAUUUAUGGGGUCAUGGGUAUUGUAUGGUCAAUUGCUAUGGCGAUUUUAGGGUCAAAUAAACCAUGCGAAAGCAAAAUCAUUUCAGAGGAGGAACGAACGUACAUUGAGACUAGUUUGGGUCAUUCCUCCAAUCAAAAACCUCUACCAACUCCUUGGAAAAGCAUUUUGACCAGUUUGCCCGUCUGGGCGAUUCUAGUAGCCCACUGUGGGCAAAACUGGGGCUUUUGGACCCUAAUUACCGAAAUCCCGUCAUACAUGAACACAGUCAUGCAUUUCCAAAUCAAAUCGAACAGCUACCUAAGCGCUUUGCCUUACUUUAUUUUAUGGGUUCUAAGUUUCGUCUUUAGUGGCAUUGCUGAUUACCUUAUUAUCAAAAAGUACACUUCGUUGGGCGCCACCCGGAAAAUCUUCAACUCAAUUGGGCUCAUUUGCCCAGCAAUUGCCCUCGUUUUUCUAGGUUUUAUGGACGAGGAGCACAAAAACCUGGCAAUUGCACUUCUUGUGGUAGCGGUGGGUUUGAACUCGGCCAUUUAUUCCGGGUUCAAUGUCAACCAUAUGGACAUUUCGCCCAAUCAUUCUGGUACUCUAAUGGGGAUUACCAACUGUGUUUCGAAUAUUUUUUCCUUGCUAGCGCCACUUUUCGUCCAAGUUGUUGUAACAGACGAGAAAGAUACGAUGCAGUGGCAGUUGGUUUUUGGUGUCGCGUCCGCUAUUUACGUGGUCAGCAAUUUCGUGUUCGUCUUCUGCGGCAGCGGCGAAGUCCAGGAGUGGAAUAACGAAGGCAAGGACGAGCGCGGAAAGGUGUAGGGGUUUUGCCAAUGGAACAAAUCUGUGAUAAUUUUAGUGUUAUGUUAAACCAAUCAAAUUGUUAUUGGAAUAAAUUUGCUUAUCGCGAAACCGUAA